AUGGCAGACCAUGAAAAGCAAAUUGAAGGGUUUGGAAAAGAUGAUGAUUUCUGGCUAUUUGGAUAUGGGCAGGUCUUCCCCUUAGCCUCCCUGGGAAGUCAUGCACAAAAGCUAAUACGAUGGAUUGCAUAUAGGAGUCUAAUAUGGAAACCACCGCCACACUAUGAUCAGAGGAUUCCGGGCUACAUCGAGGGCUAUGUACGGAGGUUCUGGCAGACUCUGGUGCUUAGCGAAGACCACCGCGGCACCCCUGAAGCUCCCGGACGUGUUGUUACGCUGAUUGAUAGGGCGCAUUGGGAGACGUUGACUGACCAUCAUGCCUCAACCGAGAGGGUCUGGGGCGCCGCAUAUCACAUUCCGUCUUCCAAGGUUGCUGAAGUCCGUUCAUACCUCGAUAUCCGGGAAAUAAACGGCUACAGCAUCCAGUUUACGCCAUUCCACCCUGCGCCCUUUAUUGUUUCCAUCAGCUCUCCUCCUUCAAUUCCAGCUCCAACACCCACAACCCAAGGUCACACUUACAAUCACAAACCCACUAGCUCAAUAACCGCGCACACCGAAAUCUUCGCUCGACCGCUUUCCACACCAUCGCCAAUAAUCUGCCUCGUAUACAUCGGACUCCCCUCCAACCCGCAAUUCCUAGGACCCCAGGACCCGGAUACGCUGGCGCGGCAUAUACUGAAGAGUAAAGGGCCAAGCGGAGAGAAUAAGGAGUAUUUAUAUUUGCUGGAGAGGAGUUUGCUGGAGCUAGGAGUGGAUAGUGGAGAUAGGCAUGUUAGUGAUUUGGUGAGAAGGUGUAAGGAUAUUGAGAGUGCGUACUUGAGCGAGGGGAUGGAGGGGAUAGAUGCUAAGGCCGACAGUGGGGAUGGAGGAACAGAGGAGACAGGGGAGACAAGGGAGAAGGCGGGGGAGGUGAUAGGCGAGCGGUUGCAUAAGGUUGGGAGUACAGAGGAGCAAGAGGAGGUUGAGAAAUGA
Molecule: messenger RNA, 972 nt
Organism: Lindgomyces ingoldianus
Lineage: Eukaryota; Fungi; Ascomycota; Dothideomycetes; Pleosporales; Lindgomycetaceae
Product: ChaC-domain-containing protein
Exons: 4
Coding region: 1-972 (323 amino acids)
Biological process (GO): glutathione catabolic process
Cellular component (GO): cytoplasm
Molecular function (GO): gamma-glutamylcyclotransferase activity; glutathione specific gamma-glutamylcyclotransferase activity
Source: RefSeq, a predicted model, not a curated record